Messenger RNA from Micropterus salmoides (largemouth bass), 896 nucleotides. It is a transcript of the gene rpain, whose product is annotated as RPA interacting protein. Gene Ontology annotation, biological process: protein import into nucleus. Bases 123 to 806 code for a protein of 227 amino acids. Gene Ontology annotation, cellular component: nucleus; PML body. NCBI's taxonomy places the organism in Eukaryota, Metazoa, Chordata, Actinopteri, Centrarchiformes, Centrarchidae. The transcript has 7 exons. The record is from RefSeq and is a predicted model, not a curated record.
CUUCCGGGGUACGGGGUAAAAAGCUGACAUGUUUUGUUUUUGAAGUCUUCCCCAAUUUAGGUCAGUUUCUUUUAACAAGUAUUUGUAUAUAUGCAAAUUCCCACUCGCUAGCAACACUACAGAUGGACGCUCUGCACAGACACCGCUCCCUUUAUAAAGGAACGACUCCGCCAUGGAAAGAAACAUACCGCAGACGCUGUGUAGACAGACUCAAAAACAGCCGGUCGAGGCUGCUGGAGAGAUACCGUCAGAUGGAGGAGAGCCAGCAGGGCGGCGGCUCCGGGGCCUCCACCAUCGUCCAGGAGGUGAUGGAGGAGGAAUGGACGGCCCUGCAGUCAGAGGACCGGAGACUGCCCUCGCUGUGGGGUCCAGACGGCAUGGCAGAGAUGUUCAGUGUCAUGAAGGAGUAUGAUGAACUGGCGGUACUCGAAGAAAUCCAGCAGGAACUCUUGUCUCAAGAAAUGUCUAUUAUUGAAGAAUACGAAAGGAACCUGCAGUUUGAGCAGCAAUACAUAUCGUCUGUUGUGGAAGGGAUGGAAGAGAUCCAUAUCAUUUGCCCUGUGUGUCACACGAACAACUUGAGCAUCAACAGCCAUUUCAUCUCCUGCCCCUGUGGAUUGUACAUUAACACUAAGAAACGGAACAUCACCCCUGAUGUCCUGCGGCAUCUUCUGGAGACCAGGGUGUCGGAGCACAUGGAGGACUGUCUCCACAACCCGAUUUUCUCUGUAGCUCCCAACACAGAACUCUCACCCAACCUGAUGAUAAGCUGCAAGGUUUGUGACUACCUGUCCGUUGUCCUGUGAAAGAAGACGCGGCUGUCAUGAGUGACCUACCUUGUGAGAUUUGAUUUUCUCUGUAUGUUUUGUGAAAUAAAGGUUAUUUUUUAUAUUUAA